AACCCAGCUAUUUGCAAUAUUCAAUUAAUUCGGUUAGGUUCCAUACAGAACCAACCGUUUUCUUAACCCUGCCUACGGAGCCUGCGCGACCAACGAUAGACAUAGGUUGUGAAUCAAAAUGGCUGCGCCUCUGCUUCUCAGGCGCUUUCCGUUCCUUCGCCUCCAGCUUGGCCGGAACCGCCUAGCCGCCAGAACAGUCUCUCCACUUCGGCACCCUUGGAGCACCACGGCCGACCCGACUCGACUGGACGAGGAUGUAUCCACUGCGGAAAAGACCACGGCAGUGUUGAGCGCUCGGGACCCCCCCUCGUACCCAAGGUGGGAUGAUCCUGAUCAUGGGAGGUGGAAAGAAAUGGAAGGAGAGAUUCUGAGAGAUAUAGAGGCCAUUACUUCCCUCACUAAAGAAAUUCUCCACUCUGACAGGUAUUUGGAUGGAGAAAGUCUGACAGCUGAAGAUGAGAAAGCUGUGGUAGAGAACCUUCUCAUUUACCAUCCAAAUUCUGAAGAUAAAAUUGGAUGUGGGCUUGACUCAAUCAUGGUUGAUCGCCACCCCCAAUUUAGACACUCAAGAUGCCUGUUUGUUGUAAGAACUGAUGGUGGAUGGAUAGAUUUCUCCUAUCAGAAGUGCCUGCGAGCAUAUAUUCGGGAUAAGUACCCAACGCAUGCAGAAAGAUUUAUUCGAGAGCAUUUUAAGCGUGGCAGUGGAUGAUGUGUAUUAAAACAGAAGCCUACAUUUGAACUAAGUUACAGUUUUGGUAUUGGUAGAGAUGUUUGUCAUACAAAUAUUUUAAAUAUAUGCAUAUGGGCAGAGAAUUUUCUUUUGGUAUUUGUGUCCAAUAUGCAUCCUAGAUCCUAACAAAAUGUCAAAUGUAGUAGAUAAUCCUUGACUAGCACUUCCAAGUUUUGUUAGCAACGAGGACAAAGAAAAUGAUUGAAGUGAAGCUCUACUUUGUUGACUUGCA
Manihot esculenta (cassava) is the source of this 962-nucleotide messenger RNA. Its product is annotated as protein DCL homolog, chloroplastic. NCBI's taxonomy places the organism in Eukaryota, Viridiplantae, Streptophyta, Magnoliopsida, Malpighiales, Euphorbiaceae. The transcript is spliced from 3 exons. The record is from RefSeq and is a predicted model, not a curated record. Bases 119 to 709 code for a protein of 196 amino acids. Gene Ontology annotation, biological process: chloroplast organization; chloroplast rRNA processing. Gene Ontology annotation, cellular component: chloroplast.